UCAUGAGCUAUUUGGGCCUGGCAACCUACUCUAGUUUUGUAGGAGCGGCUAUUUGCUUUCGACCACACCAUUCUCUCCUCGGGUGGAGAUUAAGCAUUCUUUUAGCCAGUAUUGGCAGUGUAUAGACCGGAUAUUCCUGACCGAACGUUGAAAGCAAAGAGUUUCCGCAACUGGGUCACAUUCCCUAUUAUUUCUCGUUCGAGAGUCUUAGAUAUACCUGUAGGUUAUUAGCUAUCUGACUAUGGUAGAUUAUCACGCUUCUAAUAAUCAAGCAUCGUCUGGAGGACCAGCCGUUUACAUGGACCCAAGAGAACAAGAAAAUGAUUGGGACCGGGACCUGCUGCUGGACCCGGCCUGGGAAAAACAGCAAAGAAAGACGUUCACGGCCUGGUGCAACUCCCACCUGAGGAAAGCAGGCACGCAGAUCGAGAACAUCGAGGAGGACUUCAGGGAUGGCCUCAAACUCAUGCUCCUGCUGGAGGUCAUCUCCGGCGAACGGUUACCUAAGCCCGAGAGAGGCAAGAUGAGGGUCCACAAGAUCAACAACGUUAACAAAGCGCUGGACUACAUCGCCAGCAAGGGGGUCAAGCUGGUGUCCAUCGGCGCAGAGGAAAUUGUGGAUGGCAACGCCAAGAUGACCCUGGGUAUGAUCUGGACGAUCAUCCUCCGCUUCGCCAUCCAAGACAUCUCUGUGGAAGAGACCUCUGCCAAGGAGGGCCUGCUCCUGUGGUGCCAGAGGAAGACUGCGCCCUACAAAAACGUCAACGUGCAGAACUUCCACAUCAGCUGGAAGGACGGUCUUGCCUUCAAUGCUCUGAUCCACAGACACAGGCCAGAGCUCAUUGACUAUGACAAGCUAAGGAAGGAUGACCCUUUGACCAACCUGAACAAUGCCUUUGAGGUGGCUGAGAAGUACCUAGACAUCCCCAAGAUGAUGGACGCAGAAGACAUUGUGAACACUGCCCGUCCGGAUGAGAAAGCCAUAAUGACCUAUGUGUCCAGUUUCUACCAUGCCUUCUCUGGAGCCCAGAAGGCUGAGACUGCAGCCAAUAGGAUCUGCAAGGUGCUGGCUGUCAACCAGGAGAAUGAGCACCUGAUGGAGGACUAUGAGAAGCUGGCCAGUGACCUGUUGGAGUGGAUCCGCCGGACCAUCCCGUGGCUGGAGAACCGGGCUCCAGAGAAGACCAUGGCCGAGAUGCAGCAGAAGCUGGAGGACUUCCGGGGCUACCGCCGCGUCCACAAGCCCCCCAAGGUGCAGGAGAAGUGUCAGCUGGAGAUCAACUUCAACACCCUGCAGACCAAGCUGAGGCUGAGCAACAGGCCCGCCUUCAUGCCCUCCGAGGGACGCAUGGUGUCGGAUAUCAACGGGUCAUGGCACAACCUGGAGGGGGCGGAGAAGGGCUACGAGGAGUGGAUGCUCAACGAGAUCCGUCGCUUGGAGAGACUCGACCACCUGGCUGAGAAGUUCCGUCAGAAAGCCACUAUCCACGAGUCCUGGACCGAUGGUAAGGAGGCCAUGCUGACCCAGAAGGACUAUGAGACAGCCAGCCUGUCGGAGGUCAAGGCUCUGCUGAGGAAACACGAGGCGUUUGAGUCUGACCUGGCCGCCCACCAAGACCGCGUGGAGCAGAUCGCUGCCAUCGCACAGGAACUCAAUGAGCUGGACUACUACGACUCCCCUAGUGUGAAUGCCCGCUGUCAGAAGAUCUGUGAGCAGUGGGACGCCCUGGGGUCUCUCACCCAGAGCCGCAGGGAGUCUCUGGAGAGGACAGAGAAGCAGCUGGAGUCCAUUGACGAGCUGUACCUGGAGUACGCCAAGAGGGCGGCACCCUUCAACAACUGGAUGGAGGGGGCCAUGGAGGACCUGCAGGACAUGUUCAUCGUUCACAACAUCGAAGAGAUCCAGGGCCUAAUCACAGCCCAUGAGCAGUUUAAGUCUACCCUCCCAGAGGCCAACAAGGAGCGGGAGGCCAUCCAGGCCAUUCAGGCCGAGGUGCAGAAGAUUGCCCAGUACAACGGCAUCAAGCUGAGCGGGGGCAACCCCUACACCACCAUCACACCCAAGAGUAUCGACGACAAGUGGCACAAGGUGGAACAGCUGGUGCCCCAGCGUGACCGGGCCCUGCAGGAGGAGCUGGCCAAGCAGCAGUCUAACGACCACCUGCGCCGCAAGUUUGCCACCCAGGCCAACAUCGUCGGGCCCUGGAUACAGACCAAAAUGGAGGAGAUUGGGCGGAUAUCCAUUGAGAUGAAUGGAACUCUGGAGGACCAGCUGGUGAACCUGAGAGAGUAUGAGCAGAGCAUCAUAGAGUACAAGCCCAACAUCGACCAGCUGGAGGGAGACCAUCAGCUCAUCCAGGAGGCCCUCAUCUUUGACAACAAAUACACCGCCUACACCAUGGAGCACCUGCGGGUGGGCUGGGAGCAGCUACUCACCACCAUCGCCCGCACCAUCAACGAGAUCGAGAACCAGAUCCUGACCCGCGACGCCAAGGGCAUCAGCCAGGAGCAGCUGCAUGAGUACCGCACUUCCUUCAACCACUUUGACAAGGACCACAGUGGGGCCCUGAUGGCUGAGGAGUUCAAGGCGUGCCUGAUCAGCCUGGGCUACGAUGUGGAGAAUAACAAAGCGAAGCGCACAGGGCAGAUGGACAUGGACAAUUACCGCGCUCUGCUCGUUGCGACUGGAAACAGCCUGGGCGAUGCCGAGUUUGCCCGCAUCAUGGGCAUAGUGGACCCCAACAACAGCGGCGCAGUCACCUUCCAGGCCUUCAUAGACUUCAUGUCCCGGGAGACCACAGACACCGAUACAGCCGACCAGGUCAUCGCCUCCUUCAAGAUCCUGGCUGCAGACAAGAACUUCAUCACGGCUGAGGAGCUGAGGCGUGAGCUGCCUCCAGACCAGGCAGAGUACUGCAUCGCCCGCAUGGCGCCCUACUCAGGCCCCGACGCGAAGCCCGGAGCCCUCGACUACAUGUCCUUCUCUACCGCCCUCUACGGGGAGAGUGACCUCUAGGAGCACACCACAGGGGGGAGGGAUGGGGACGGGAUGAGGUUUGGGGUGGAAGGGGGGUACAUAGAGGCUUGCCAGGCCCAAUGCAGAGCAGACACUCUCCACCCCUCUAGAUAUAGCCUGCAGUUACUGAGAGCAGUAGGAGGAGAUAAGAGGGGAGUGAGUCUGCAGCCAGUGGAUUGAUUGGCUCUGUAGAAGAGGGAGGGGCUGCAUGUGGAGAGUCCUGGGAAGUGAUUGGAGGACAGCUCUACUGCGCCCUCUAAGUUCUGGUCCUGCAGUGCCCCUGAGUGCAGGUUUUCAUCUCAAACUCGUUGGCUGUUACAAGCGGUUUAUGAGUGCAACUUUGUUCACAGAACUAGAAUAAAAUGCACAUCAUGUUAUGGGGUGAAAACAAGCAACCACAGGUGCGCUUCUGGGUCAGAACAGAAUGAGGACACUGCUCUGUAGUGCAAGUCCCAUCUUCACCCUCUGCCUUGGGGACGGGGUACAAGAUAUUCUGAUUCUUAUACCAUUUUUUUUGUUUAUUUUAUCUUGCUGGGGGGGGGUUGCGUAUUAGAACACAGAGAUAUAUGAAGGGGGGGGGGGGGGGCAGGGGGUUGAACAGUGAAUAAUGACAUGUACCCAUACCACAUUUUGCUGGAUAAUUGGAACUUGGAUUGCUAACCUCAAUUCUUUCCUUUUCCUGUUUGUUUGUUUCUUUUCUCCAGCAAAUGUGAGUAAUUGGGUUCAGUGCUGUACAUACUUAUUUUUCCAGUACGCAACACAGUCAGAAUACUCAUCGCAGGCUUGUAGGGCAAAACAAGUGGCAUUUUUAAAAGGAAAAACAACAAACGGCAAAGGAAAAAUAAAUAGCAGUUUCACACAUUGAGUACCGUAGAUAGGUUUGAGUUACUGUGACUCUCCAUUUGGGUAAAGGUUUAUUUUUGUUUUUCAAUGGUCAAAUAUGGAAUCCUGUCGGAUUGAAGAUAUGGUGACAAUUUAGUUGGAGGAAGUAUAUGUGAGGCCUUUAUAGCUUCUAUGUAAACAUCACAUGACACUUGACAUAAACAUGUUGGCAUUUAAGAAACUUUGCUUUCCUGAUAUAUCACUUUGACAUGGAGGCAUAUAAGAUGCUCUUGUUCACCCAAUCUAAUCAUUUAUUAUAGUUUCAACUGAAGAACAUAUGAAAUAAUAUCAGGUCAUGUAAAGCUUACAUGGACAAAGUGAAGACCCACCACUAUCCUCAGUUGAAUUGUUUCUAUAGGAACACCACUUUAGAGAGUUCCCCGAGGAAGUUGGAAACAAUGGGAGUACUAAAAAUGUGCCUGUUAGUGGCUACAGCCCUGUCUCUCACUCUUUCAUCCCUCCAUCUCCUUGUCUGUCUUCUCUCUGCAGCAGGACAGGCAGGGACCCAGUGUAAAGGAGGGCAAAGGGAGGGGGCCAGAGUCUUAAUAAACAUUCCAUUAUGUCUUAAAUAAAAGGAAAUGACUGACUACCAAUCUAUGCAAUCAUCUAUAUCCAAUAUCACAGAGUUCAGAGAGAUGGCAGGAAUUGAUUUGAAGAAAUUGACUAAAUUAAGUGCAAGACGUUUGUUUUAUUUCUUUACUAUUUGUAAAGGAGAGGGGUAGAGGAGCUUAGGGGGAUGCGAGCCAGAGGGACUGGAGAAAAAUAAGAAUUGGGCCAAAAGCUUGUACUUUUACAUGCCUGGUUGGAAAGCAUUGAACUUCGGGAAUUGUGAUUUCUUCAUUUCUGUGCUCUUUAAUAUCAAACCUUAUCUGCUGUACUGGAAACUGCAAAACGGCCUUCUGUCUAAAAGUGAAUUUCACAAGCACACAUAAAGUUUCCUUAUAAAAUA
Salvelinus fontinalis (brook trout) is the source of this 4847-nucleotide messenger RNA. Its product is annotated as alpha-actinin-4. Gene Ontology annotation, cellular component: cortical actin cytoskeleton; Z disc; cell projection. The record is from RefSeq and is a predicted model, not a curated record. Gene Ontology annotation, biological process: muscle cell development; actin cytoskeleton organization. NCBI's taxonomy places the organism in Eukaryota, Metazoa, Chordata, Actinopteri, Salmoniformes, Salmonidae. The coding region runs from base 242 to 3016 and encodes 924 amino acids. Gene Ontology annotation, molecular function: calcium ion binding; actin filament binding. The transcript is spliced from 22 exons.